CCGCCGCGAGCGAUUGCGCGCGUUAUUUCCUUUAGAUCGCGUUUCGUUGUACCGCCCGGGGUAGUGUGACCCAAAGUUCUGCUGGUUUGCGAUCACGUACGAGUCGUGUACGCAAUUCCUUCGCACAUUCGCACCUUCGGUGGACUUCCUCCCUCCCAUCAUUCAGCAAGCGAGUGGAGGGGGGUUGAGUGUGUGUUUGCACAUGCGCACAGGUUUGUCAACCGCAGGCUGGGUCAGUGUUUUUGCAAACGCUCCUUCCGUUGGCUGUGCAAAUAUCCUUACCUUCCUGAAAGCGUGUGGUUCGCUGUGUGCAUGCGUGUGUGUGUGUGUGCAUGUCGUAGAAGUGCAAGGAUCUGAGGACCCUGAGAGGGAUUACUAUCAAGCUCGUGUGCUCACUUCUAGGCGGUAAUUCACUGUGGCGCGUUUGUUCGAUCAAGUUGGCUGAAUAAGCUAAAUCCCCGAUCGUGGCGGAGCUUUUGUUGUGCGCGGGAGAAUCGUUGGUAAACCCCAUCGGAAAUCCACCCAAUAGUAAGGAAACGAGUUCGUCUGUGUGUGUACGCGUGUGUUUACAGAUGAAUCAAACGGAUUUCCCUUAUUUCAAUUACAAGCCAAUGUUCUAAAGGCAUAGCUGCGCCUUCACCACACGAGGUCAGUUGAAUAUUCGCGAUCAGAAAACAUAGCACAUGUCCAAGGUUUGGGUAGCAGUGCGAUAAGGUUUCAGUUUUGCGAUCAAGCAACCAUCUGGUGGUUGGCACAUGGUUCCAGUGCGGGUUGAAGUUUGAUUGUGGAUUUGCAUACGCUGUGGUGCGUGUUUUAUGGUGAUGUCAUAUUGUAGUACAUGAUCGUGCGACUAAGUGAGAUGUAAGCAGAAGGAAUAAGUUAGGAAAUGCUUUAACCAUCGACCAUCGAUACGUACAUAGAACGAGUACUAGACGACAUCCAAUUGCAAGGAUCCUGCUGCUUGGAAGAUCUUAAACUAUAAGGAGCUCUUCAAGAUAGUGCAACAAUGACCAAACUAUUGGAAGAUGUCCGUCCGACGGAUCGAACUCCACAUGACGCAGGUGAUCCAGAUGCAGCCGGUUGCUGGACGAAACUGCUUGACGAUACCACACAACUCAAGCCGGCGAUCAUCAUUGGAUCAGCCUCCCAUCCAGAAGUUGCACCGGACACCGUAAAAGAGCUGCUGGUGACGGUCGAUCCGGAAACGGGAAAAACACAGCAAACGGUCGAACCGAGCGGUGAUCGAGCGGCAGGUGGACGACGCCGAGAAUCGAUCCUCGGAACAUUCCACCGACAGUUGCGGAUGUCGUUGAAGGCGGUCAGUGAAACACCGGGACCAUUGACAAGAUACCGCCAGACGCGCUACAGCUCGAGGCGGAUUCGGAAACGUGUAAUCUUCAAGCAGGGCGAUUGUAAUGUGAUCCAAGGAAAUGUAGCCAAAAGACGUCGUCGUUAUUUACAGGACAUUUUUACCACGCUGGUGGACAUUCAAUGGAGAUGGACCCUAUUCGUAUUCGCUUGCUCAUUCAUACUGAGCUGGUUGGGAUUCGGUGCCCUUUGGUACCUAAUCGCUCUCAGUCAUGGAGAUAUACAAGCCGCUGGGGAUGACAGCCACAAGCCCUGUGUGACGUACAUUUAUGGUUUCACAUCGGCGUUCCUGUUUUCUCUUGAGACGCAGCACACGAUAGGUUACGGUAAUCGUUACAUUACCGAAGAAUGCCCGGAAGGUAUAUUUAUACUGGCCUUGCAAAGCAUUACCGGCGUCUUUAUUCAAGCAUUUAUGGUUGGUAUCGUGUUUGCGAAGCUAUCUCGACCAAAAAAGCGUGCCCAAACGUUGCUAUUUUCCAAGAAUGCUGUCAUCUGCCAUCGGGAUGGUGUGCCGUGCCUCUUGUUCCGCGUUGGCGAUAUGAGAAAGAGCCACAUCAUUGAGGCACAUGUGACAGCUCAAAUUAUUCGCCGGAAGGUCACCAAAGAAGGAGAAAUUCUUCCAUUUUACCAACAAAAUAUGGAGGUCAGCUGUGAUGGCGGAGAUGAUCGGUUAAUGUUUAUCUGGCCAACGAUAGUGGUGCAUAAGAUCGAUCGCGAUAGUCCACUGUACAGUUUGUCGGCCCAAGAUAUGCUGAAGGAGCGUUUUGAGAUCGUUGUCAUGCUGGAGGGAGUUGUGGAAUCAACCGGUAUGACUACACAAGCACGCAGCAGCUAUCUGCCGACGGAGAUCCUCUGGGGACAUCGUUUCGAAUCGGUGGUCACCUUCAAACGCGAAACAGGCGAAUAUCAGGUCGAUUAUACAACAUUCAACAACACCUUUGAGGUUGAUACACCUCUAUGUAGUGCGCGUCAGUUGCGCGAGUUGAAAAAAGAGCUAAACAAGCAAAACGGUGUAAAUGAGGUGUCUUCCGAUAGCGAAGAAUCCGAUACAUCGUCGGCCGACAAUGGGUCAUCUCGCAAGAACUCGCUCAGCAAUGGUUAUCUGCGCUUCACGCCCGUGUACGCCAACACAAAUGAACAUUCCGGAAUGAAUGUCACAAAUGGAGUGGUUGGCGAUCCGAUGGUACUGCCACCGAUCAUUAUCGCUCCUGAUGCACCCACCGUGUCACCCGGAAGUGAGCGCAAGAAGAACUUUCGGAAGCUGUCCAUCAAGGAACCGUCGAUGGACUCCCUCUGCUAGCGGCAACUACGAUUAGAUUGGUGUACGCGAGUGUCACGGGUGCCAUCCUCCCUCGGUUCGUUCGCUCGUGCGUCUUCUUUGACGCCAGGUUUUGCAGAAACAGAUCCGCUCGUGACGCGAAUGAAAGAUCAACCUAGGAGGCCAUAUAUGAAUAGCAUAACCGUAUCCAUUAGUAGUACCUCGGGACCAGGAAUCUCACAUUACCGAUGUGCGGCCACACUACGAUCGGAUGGUUUUAUCAAGCAGCGUUUUUCCGUGGAGGUGGAGUGACGACCAUUAGUUCGAUCGUAUCGUGUGUUCGUCUCACAGCUGCGUUAGGUUCUGUUCCAUUUUAUCUUGCCCUUGUGUAACGAUCGAUCAGAGCUUAUUUUACCUUUAUCUAACUUCCAGUUUUUUUUUGUUUAAGUAAACCUAUAAUAGCGUUUUGGUGUGUAAGAAAAGAAACCCUGUUCGCGUAUGAGGCGUUGGGUGGAUAAGGAAAGUGAAUGCAAGGCCCUGCAAGUCCAUAAUGGGCGUUGAUAAUAGAUAGCAAGUAAUAAAGUAACGAAAGUUAGACAAUGUUUUAGCCUUUACGGGUCCACGAUCGUACCCAAUAGAGUUGAGCCCAAUGCGCGAAGGGUGCUGUAGCUAAUAUCGAAUAAAGCAAGCGUAAGGAGCUAUCUUGCAGUGCAACGGUGAACUGAGCGUAC
Anopheles moucheti is the source of this 3357-nucleotide messenger RNA. RefSeq names its product G protein-activated inward rectifier potassium channel 3-like. The record is from RefSeq and is a predicted model, not a curated record. Bases 1007 to 2668 code for a protein of 553 amino acids. Gene Ontology annotation, cellular component: plasma membrane. Gene Ontology annotation, molecular function: inward rectifier potassium channel activity. Gene Ontology annotation, biological process: potassium ion import across plasma membrane; regulation of monoatomic ion transmembrane transport. NCBI's taxonomy places the organism in Eukaryota, Metazoa, Arthropoda, Insecta, Diptera, Culicidae. The transcript has 11 exons.